AUGUCUCUCGCUUACCUCGUAGCUUUCGUUUCCGUAACGGUAUGCGCGUCGACGCCGACGGCUGAAAAUCUCGUAAACACAGAAGUGAUAGAAUAUUUGCAGAGGUACGGUUACCUAAACGAGGCAGAUGUAACUACUCACACGUCGAUCGAGGAUGAAAAAAUUAAAGAGGCUAUCGCAUUAUUUCAAGAAUACUAUCAAAUACCAGGUAACGGUAUAUUGAACGAUAAUACGUUAGAUCAAAUACGAAAACCUCGAUGUGGACUUCCGGAUAUACCACACCAGAAACACAAUACGAAUACAGUAAAAUGGAAAAAAACGCAUCAUACGUGGAACUUUCACUUAGCGGACGCGAAUACAUUGAAACUCGCGACAUACGCAUUCUCAAUAUGGGCAGCGAACACGUCUCUAACAUUCGAACGUAAAACGUUAAAUCCAGAUAUUUUGAUAUCAUAUCGCGAAGGAAUUCACACAUAUGUCGACAACAGACGCAAGGAAAUGAUCUGUUCCGGUUUGUUCGACGGACCCGGUGGAGUGCUCGCACACGCGUUUCCACCUAUGAACGACCCCAUGCAAAGCACUGAGAUACACGUAGACGUAGCGGAACCUUGGCUUAUACAAUUAAACGAAAGUAUAUCAGAAAACAAACUACAUUUACUUUACACAUUAACGCACGAAAUCAGACAUUCAUUAGGAUUAUCGCACAAUUAUCGCGCAGAUUCUCUAAUGUUUCCUUACGUCACCGACAGAUCCACUACACUCAGUAUAGAGGACAUUUUAGCUAUUCAACGUCUAUAUGGAAAAAAAAAUCCUAAUGAAGUAUCGAGUACACGGUCUCCACCGGUAACUACAGACACGCGUAAAACAUCAACGCAAAAUCUGUGCGAUCUACCAUACAUGGACAAUGUACUGGUGUUGAAACAUCACAUAUUCGUCACUUAUCGAAGGAGCACAUGA
Cyphomyrmex costatus is the source of this 957-nucleotide messenger RNA. Its product is annotated as matrix metalloproteinase-14-like. Gene Ontology annotation, cellular component: extracellular matrix. The transcript has a single exon. Bases 1 to 957 code for a protein of 318 amino acids. The record is from RefSeq and is a predicted model, not a curated record. NCBI's taxonomy places the organism in Eukaryota, Metazoa, Arthropoda, Insecta, Hymenoptera, Formicidae. Gene Ontology annotation, biological process: proteolysis. Gene Ontology annotation, molecular function: zinc ion binding; metalloendopeptidase activity.